Molecule: messenger RNA, 939 nt
Organism: Gracilinanus agilis (Agile Gracile Mouse Opossum)
Lineage: Eukaryota; Metazoa; Chordata; Mammalia; Didelphimorphia; Didelphidae
Product: taste receptor type 2 member 7-like
Exons: 1
Coding region: 1-939 (312 amino acids)
Biological process (GO): detection of chemical stimulus involved in sensory perception of bitter taste; sensory perception of taste; G protein-coupled receptor signaling pathway
Cellular component (GO): membrane
Molecular function (GO): bitter taste receptor activity; G protein-coupled receptor activity
Source: RefSeq, a predicted model, not a curated record
AUGGACAAUGCAACGAAGACCUUCUUUAUAAUCAUGAUAAUUGGAGAGUUCAUAAUGGGAAUUUUGGGGAAUGGAUUCAUUGGACUGGUGAAUUUCAUUGACUGGUUCAAGAAAAGGAAAAUCUAUGUGAUUGAUUUAAUUCUCACCAGCUUAGCCAUUUCCAGAAUCAGUCUGUUAUGUAUAAUAAUGCUAGAUGGCUUUGUUUUGGUGUUUUUUCCAGAUGAAUAUGCCAAGAGCAAGCUCACGAGAAUUAUAGAUGGCUUCUGGACAAUUACCAAUCAUUUAAGUGUCUGGUUUGCUACCUGUCUUAGCAUAUUUUACUGCUUGAAGAUAGCCAAUUUUUCCCACCCUCUUUUCCUCUGGCUGAAGUGGAGAAUUAACAGAUUGAUUCUCAUAAUUCUACUGGCAUCCAUAUUCACGUCUGUGUUCAUUGGCCUUCUAAUAACAGAGAAAUUUAAUGAAGAUUUCAGGGGCCAGAUAAACAGAAAAAACAAGAGAAAUAACACUUUGAAGUUAAUAAUGAGUAAAUCUGAAUACUUUGGGUUCCAUAUGCUUCUCAAUCUGGGAACUCUUGUUCCCUUUACUAUAUCCCUGAUCUCAUUUUUCCUGUUAAUUCUUUCCAUGUGGAAACAUACCAGGAAGAUAAAACUCAGUGCUAUGGAUGCUAGAGAUCCCAGUACAGAGAUCCAUUUAAGAGCCAUGAAAGCUAUGAUCUCUUUCCUCAUCCUCUUUGUCGUUUAUUGUUUGGCCUUUCUCAUAGCCACAUCCAGCUACUUUUUCCCAGAGAGUGAACUUGCAGUGAUAUUUGGUGAGAUAAUUGCAGCCAUCUACCCCUCAGGCCACUCAUUUAUUCUGAUUUGGGGCAAUAUCAAGCUGAGGCGGACAUCCCUGAAUGUACUACAGCAAAUGAAACAUUGUCUCAAAUCCCUUGUGCCUUAG